UCUACCUUCACAACUUUGUUUAUGGUCCUUUCAAAUUAAUCGUUGGAGCCAAAUGAGAAGAAGAAUCGCGCAUAAAAAAUGAUGGAAAUUGCGGGAAGAGACAGACUGAUGGUCUUCCCGACGUCCAGCUCGCGGACGAACGUCAAGUGUCGCUUGAUCUGCGCGCGCAGGAGUCAGGAUUUGCUCGCGAAGAAGGUCGACGGUCUCCUAAUCCGGUUUCGCGCGAUUUUGCUGGGACUGCUGAAGAACAAAUCACAGCUGGGCGAAGUUAUGAGGAACGCGGCCUUCUCGUUAGCCGAGGUAAAUUACGCAACAGGCGGCGUGAACGGCUUGGUCCUGGAAACGGUCGACAGGGCCAGCACCAGGAUUCAGUGCAGGCAGGAGAUCUUCGGCGGGGUUCGAUUGAGGAUCUACGAGCCCUACCGCAGCGGUGACGAUCCCUUCGAGUUCACCGGAUUAGCCAGAGGCGGGCAACAAGUUGCCAAAUUGAAGAAAAAUUAUGGAAAGGCGAUCGACCUGCUGAUUGAAUUGGCGUCGUUGCAGCACAACUUCCAGAUGCUUGAUCGAGCAAUCAAAGCCACCAGUCGUCGCGUGAACGCUCUUCAGCACGUCAUUAUCCCGCGAUUGGAACGGACCCUCGCUUACAUCGUCACCGAGCUCGACGAAUACGAGCGAGAAGAAUUCUAUCGCAUUAAGAAGAUACAAGAGUGGAAGAUGAAGCGAUAUAACGGGAGAUUCCCUUGCAAUCCAGCUCAGGAAGAUGCAGACACAUUCGACGAGGAUCUUCUUUUUUAACGCUAACAAAAACGAGAUGAUUCUGUCACGAGGUACGUUGGAAUUUUUCUUUUUUAGCUAAAGAGGAAUCCGGUUGCACGCGUUAUUGUUUACAUUGUCCGCGCUCUAAUAAAUUUCUUACCCUAUUCUUGGAGCGAGGAAAAGAAGGAGAAGGGAUACGGCCACCCCCUGUAAUAAACGCGCCAGACAACCGAGGAGAAAGAACCGCACGAAGACUCGAUGACAGAACAAGAUGGGAAACGAAAAUCGAAAGGGGGAUCUGAGCGAGCUUGUGCGCCCAAUUAUGCCAAGAAAAUACAGCCCAUAAAAGCAGCCUAACUGCUGCCAAACAUCGGGAUAUGAUAAUGAGAACGUGACUCUAUUGCUUUUCUCUCUACGUCUCUCCUAAUCUCUCUAGUUGAACAAACUUUUUCCGAAAAUUUCAGAAUACUGUUCCAUGAAACAUUUUGCAGCUUGGCAUUUUACGUUAAAAUCAAAAUAUCUUGAUUAAUAUUAAUUUUUGGCUUUGAGAACAAGUUUCUUUACUAUUUUUGCCAUGUGCAUUUAUUUGAAUUUAUUAGUCAAG
Messenger RNA from Nylanderia fulva, 1360 nucleotides. The record is from RefSeq and is a predicted model, not a curated record. Lineage: Eukaryota; Metazoa; Arthropoda; Insecta; Hymenoptera; Formicidae.